AUGUUUAUCUUGAUAAUAUUGAUCUCCAUUUUGUGUGCGGUCUUCGUUUUAUACCAGUAAGUUGGGUUUUCUUUAUUUUUGGGGGAUUAGAGGGCGAAAAUGGGAUUGUUUUGGGGAAAUUGUGGAGUUUGGAGAAAAACUUUGAUGAUAAAUGGUAAAAUACGAGUGUGCGACUGAUUUUUAUGGAUGAUUUGGGGGGUGUCAUUUAAUUUGAAGGACCCCUUGAGUCUAAUUCCUCAAUUUUUCAGCUAUCUCAAUAACUUUUUAUCCAUUUUCCUGGCCCGAAUCCUGAAAUGCGAGGAAUGCCGGCUGUCGGAGAUCCAACUCCGACGAAUUGGACGGAUAAAACUAAGAUUCGGGGACUUUACCCUGGACCUGAGCGAUGUGAAGCUGUCCUCGAGCUUCUGGAAUCCAGAACUCACUAAACCUUUCUAUGUUCAAAUUGGAGACCUGCGAGUGGAAAAACGGUCAAAAGAAGGGUAAGGUUGCCGAGUUUUGGAGCUGUUGUGGGUUAUUUAUGUCAAAUGGAGUCGGUCUUAAUGUACUGUGUUUGUUUUGACAUUAUCUUGGCUUUAACUUGCUGUUUUGAGCGACUUUUUAUGUUACACUUGAUAUUAAUAAAAAUUUUUUUAUUUCAGCUCUCCCAAGAAGUCGAAUGUUCCGGAUGUAGCCUCGACAAACCAGUCCAGGUCCGCAGAGUCCCAGAAACUCUCCCGAUUAUGGCAUUGGCUGCAAUACUUUGGCUGUCAAGUUGGCUCCGCCCACUUUGCCCUUCUGGAUGAUCCCUCGGAUCUGAUGGUCCACUUCUCGGCGGAAAAUCUGAUAUUGGAGACGUUCCGAGAUCGCUCCGGCCUCCAAUUGGAACUGCAAUUUGUUUUGGCUCAGCUGAAACUGUUCAAAAGAUCCAAUCAUAACCAUGUUAGCUUAGCCGACAUCCAAUUAACUGGGCAUUUGAGCGUCGAUAUAGCUGAAACGGAGGGAAGACUGAAGAAAAUAGGCAUAUCAAUGAAACAGCCGAAGAUUAGCGUGUCUGACAGUAAGUUUUGAAGGAUGAAUGGGCCUAAACUUAUAUUAAUUUUGGUGGUUUUUUAUUGAAAUUUGAUGGUUUUAAUUUUAAUUUUUGCCUUUUCAGUACUCUUUGAGUAUGUCCUCGAACAUCCACAGAUUUUCCAACGGAGUUCGGCCAAGAAAUCGGGGGAUUCAGCCCUCACAAGACUGCUUUCAUCCCCUCCAAACAUUGAACUUGAUCUGACCGACUUUGUUUUUGAAUUCCUGGCCGUUCAGACCCCGGAAUCGAUAAGGACUUUAAGCGUAAAUCUGGCGAAGGUCACGGCCGAAUUCUCGGCGGCUGAUGGAAACGCGGUUGUGAAGUUCAACGACCUCCAAAUCACGGAUCUUGAAGCGUUCAGUCGAUUUGAAUGUCAUCAGUUCUCAUCGGUCCUGAAAAGUCAUUCCAAAAGUAUUGAGGAAGAUGAAGGAGCGAAUAAGAAGCCAACUACGGUGGAAUUUAAGGCCACCAGACCGAGAAUUGAGCUGUACAAGUAAGGGGGAUAUACUUUUGGUAUUAUUUUAGUAUUUUUUUGCAAUUUGAGGGUGGUUUUUGAAACUGAAGAGUCUGAAAUGGCCUAAAAUUGUAAAAUACGAGUGAUAAACAAAGUAUCAGUCAAAUAAUCAGCGAAAUUUUUUGGAAAUUCGCAGUUUCUGACCUUAUUUUAGUCAUAGGUGGUCAAAAUUUUUAAAUCCGUGAUUUCGACCAUAUUUCAGACACGACUUGGCAUGGUGGAUGGAUUAUUGUCGCAAUCAACCUAUUGAUCAACUAAUCUCAGUGUUCAAGAAGGAGAGACAACCAGUAGAAGAGAGUCGUAGCAAGGAAUCGACUGAAAGGCCUUCGAUCAACCUGAACUUGGAAAUCAGCGAAUUCCAAUGCAUUCUGAGGACGAGAAAGGGCGCCCUUUUGUCUGUGGCAUCAGAUUUGAUCGUCUUUGCAUCUGAUUCGGUAGAGUUUUUUUAUUCACUACAAAUUUUUUUCAUUUUUCGAAAAAUUUUGGUGAUUUCAAGUUUAUGAUUUAAAAAAAUUUUCGUUUCAGACCUUCAGGAACGCAGAAUUUGGAGUUGAAUCGUUGUGGUGCCAUCGCGGAACGGCCGCCGACUUCCCCACAAGACAGCCGGCCUUUGAUCAACAUCAUUUCGGCACAGUUGUGGCCAUGGGAGGUGGUCUAGCACAAAUUCAACGGUCGUCCGAAAAGAAAAUUCAAGUACAUUGCCAACUGGACGAAUGCCAAUUCGAAUGGGAGGAGUCGACAAUGCGGCAGAUUGUGGAAUUCGCGAAAUUAUUUCGAAGAAAAGAGAAUGUGGAGAAUGAGGAGGAUUUAGAGAAGAAGAAGGAAUCGAAAAUCGAAAUUUUGAUUCAAGUAUCGGCCAAAAAGUAAGAGUUUUUUGAUUGCAGUUUGAGUUUUAGGAUCUGGGAAAAGAGUUAGUAGAAUUUUGGAGCAUAAAAUUGACUGUAAAUACAUUUUUAAGACGAUUUUUAUAUUUUAGGUUAGCUCUUUUCUUCACCGCCAAAAAGUCGGCCUUAAUUGCCUUGUGGCUGGAAAGUCUGCGCCUCACAAUUGCCGCCCCUGCCCUCAGAAUUCACGCAACCGCCUCCAAAUGCAAAUUGGGAACUGCGCAAUUGGACCCGAAUUCCCAUCGCUCAAUACAUUGCGAAUGGUGGAAGAGCUCAGGAAGAAGUGGCGAACCGAAAGCCAAAAACCAUGGCAAUUGCGACAAAAUUGCAUUCAAAUACCAGAAAGGCGGCUCAUCACUCCCGUCGAAGUUCACUAUCGAAGCGGAAGCUGAUCUGGACUUGUGCUGGUCCACUUUGGGAUAUGCAGUGUUGUAUGAGGUCAUAAAGUAAGAUUUUUGAAUUUUAAUGGGGAGUUGAUGCAAAAAUAGUACAAAAUGAGUGUUAUGAGAGUAACUGGGACUCAAGGGAGAGAGUAAAAGAGGCGUUGGUGGUAUUAGCGGCAUCGAGAAAGAGUUGACACAAUUUUUGUGGAGUUGGGUCAUGUCUUCCUCUAUGCUGGGAUUUGGUACGGUACUGAUGUGUAAUAUUAAGUAGUGAUUGUUGAGUCCCAGUUUAGGCUUGAUCAGGGAUUUUACGCUCGUUUUUAUCCAUGACAGCGUUUUCUUCGCCAAGUUGGAGUAAAUCAAUAUUGUUUUAGUUGAAAUAUCCACUUUCCAGAAAAUCUCGUGAGAUGCUCCAAGCAUUCAAGUCCUCAAACCCUCCAGAGCCAAGUCCGCCCAUGGAGAUUCGAAUCAAAUCAGAAUACUCGGUUGAAUUGGGCUUCGAACUGCCCAGAGAACAUUUCAUGAGAUGGGUCGUCCCUUCAUUGAACUUCCACCGAGCCAAUGGAGAUAUUGCUGUAAAUUCCCCAAAUUUCAUUAUCGAAUUGGAUUCACAGAUUAUUUUGACAGUUGAGGUAGGAUUUUGGAGAUAUUUUUUAUUAAGAUGUUAUUGUUCGUUUUUGCAGGAGAUAUCGAUCGAGAGACGCCAACUUAACGCAAUAAUGGACUUGGGACGUAAGGAAUUCAAACAACUCGGUUUGAGGACAAAUAAAUGCUGGUCUUGGUCGGCCCAAGCCCUCCAUAUUCUGUUCCCUUAUCAAUUCGACUUUGCAAAAGUAUUUGAAGAGGUUCUAAACGCCGUAAAAUGGAUGAAAUUGCUCCACAAUGUGCAAAAGAAACCAUUCUCGGCGGAUUCUCCGUUACCGUCGGACCUGAGGAUAUCUAUAAAGGUAGUGCAAUAUAUUUGAUGAUUGUUCGGUGAGCCUUGCAAGUCGAAUUUUGGGUUGUCUUUAACUGGCAUUGUGUGAAUACUAAAAUCGUUCAAGAUGUUGCUUACCGUUAUUUUUCGCUUCUUCUAAUAAGCAAACGGUUGACUCAAAUUGAGUGUCUUCCUCUUACGAAGGAUGUUACUUUUUGCGCAAGGUAUCUUUCAAACAGGACCGAGUGAUCUCAAAAAUGCAUAAGUGAUCAUGAACCUAAUUUCAAUACGUGUUUACAUGAGAAAACGGACCACAAAGUUAUCCCAACCGCGAGAAUAGACCCCUCAAAAGAAAGCGUUUGGGACAACUUUACGGUCCAUUUUUUUCAACCGGCAAGGACUGGAAGCACUCAUUGAAGUCAGACUCAUGAUCACUUAUGCCACCUUUUUGAGAUCCAUUCGGUCCUGUUGCGAAAAAAGUUACUUUGCGUUGUGAGAGGAAGACUUGACUCAGUGUCGACUGUUCUCCUAGACUCGGAAAUAGUCCAAAACACAGAGGAACUGGUGGAUCUGAUAGAGCAGGGAAUUUAUUGGCGUUAUAGACUCCUUUUGAAUCAUAUUUUCUUUAGGAAGCAACCCUCAAAAUGGGCGAUGACCCCUUUGAAAUUAACCUGCAAUUGAUCUACGAAGUCCUGAAAGAUGAGGUUGUGGAAAGAGAAAGACGUCGACAGAUGCUCGAUCAGAAGUUGGAGCAACUCAUGAAGGAAAAUCUGCUUCUAUCCGAUGCCAAAGUCGACGCCUUGUACCAUUCUUUGACCAAAAAGGACGAGCAAAUCUACUGCGAAAGGAUAAAUAAGGUCCAAAAACAACCAAAACGAAAUCUAAUGACUUGGAAAAUCAAAGAUUUGGAGCUGAAGGUAAUUGGUUUUGCUAUUGAAAAAUACUGGGAGCUGUGGUGAUGUUUAAAUAUAUUUCUUUGCGAUAUUAUUUUAGAUGUUGUAGAUGAUUUUUAUGUAGAUUUUGAAGAAAUAAUAGAUGUGAAAUUAGCCUGAUUCUUGUGUUUCAGGCUUUUGCGGACAAGAAUCUGCAUGGAAAACAAAAUGUGAUGAGACUGAUGCGUCAAUUCAACCCGGAGGCGCCGGUUCCCGAGAAUUUCGAAUUCUCGACCCUCUGGGCAAGAUGCUUCGAAUUCGACCUGGCCGAGUGGAUCAUGGAGUUCCGCGACUACCCAUUACCCUACAUGGAACUCAAGGACGCCCAUUUCUGGGGCACCCUCUGCGGAGCCGAGCAUUUGGCCGGCUUCAGAUCCAUGCGGGAAGCUACAGUAACCCUCCCCGAACCAUGGGGCCAAUUCAAAGUCCAACGGAAUAUGUGCCCACUGAAAUUCUACUUUGAUAUUGAGAGCGGUGAGUUGAUAUUUUUGGGGGUUUCUAUGGAGCUUUGAGAGUGUUCAUGUUUUCGUGUCGGUACCAAAUUUUUUUUUUUAAUUUUAAUGUUUUAGAAAUCACCGAUCUCCGCACAACCUAUGGACCUUGUUGGGAGCCCUGCUUGUCGAUGAUCUCGCUGUGCUGGCGGUACAUCAACGCCCCUUCCCGCGAUCCGUCGCCUCCUUUGUCUUUUUGGGAUAAAAUACGGUUGUUGUUGCAUGGACGAUUUACCGCCCUGAUGAAACGACUCUGCACUUCAAUGUUGGCCUCUCCAGACCCUUAUAAUGACACGGAACUGGUGGAAAUGUCAUGGGAAAACUUUGAAUUCGACUGGGUCACUGGUAAGUGUAAUAUAAAAAAGUCGUGUUUUAGGCUAAAAAUAGGAAGAUUGAGGGUUUAAACGGUUGAAAUUGAAAUAAACGGUAGUUUUGUGCAUAUGGGAAAAGAUGUUACCUCACUUUUUCAAAAUAUGUUUACCUUAUUUUUUAGGCCAAUUUCGGGUCCACACAGAUCUCGAUGCCUACAUCAGAACAGCCUCCAAAUAUGAUGACAGCCGACUUCUCCACCUCCCAAACCUUAAACUGAUGAUCAUGCUGGACUGGGCAUGCCUCUCGGAUCAACAUGACCAUCACAAUGUAACGCCGAUUGCUCCGAAUAAGCUUCCGGAUUACGUAACAAUCGGUGGCCAUGACUCCUAUCGCGCCUUCCGCUCGGAACACGUCGACAUUCAGCUCCAAUUGGAGGCCGUUCAAAGCCCCGACCCCAGGAAUUCCCCGCAAAUAUUACUUUAUGCGAAUACAUUCAGGUGGUUGGACUUUAUGAAGAACACAUUGACUAUGGUCAAUCGGCCUGUAAAACGAGGAAAGGUCUUCAACGAACCUAUUGUGAAACGACAUCAACUCAGCAGGCAUUUUCGGUCGGUGUUUUGGCGGUUUUAUGCAUAAAGGAAGACUUGACCCGGUUUGGGUCAAGUUUUUCUUCAAUAUGGGAAAUGCUGUAUAAUGAUCGGAAUUUCAGAAAUAUCCAUCUGAAUGUGACCCUGCCUCGGUUUUUAAUAUCGUACUGGAUGUCUUUCUCGUCCUCAUUCGGAUUCCGAAUGAUUUCCGAAGGCCUCCGCCUGACCUCUUCCUUGGUCAUGAACUCGGCGCCAGCAUCUCCGGAACAGAUCAAACGUCGAAACCGAAGAGCAGUCAAGGCGAAUCAUGUAUCGGUGCAACUGGAAAAGGCUCAGAUCCAUUUGUUUGGAGAAAAAAGUCAGCCCAGCCAAGACGAUCGACUGACCGAUGAUCACGCGGAUUCGUUCUUCAUGGGCUUGUCGAGGCUGAAUUAUGUCAGAGAAAGCGAAACGGAACAGAGCAAGGUUUGUUUUUCAUUUUUUAUAAGGAUUGGACACAGUUUUGUAUCGAGAGAAAGACUUGACUCAUGUUGUGUCAAGUGUUCCUCUUGUUAUGAAAUGGUUCGUAAAGUAAUACCAUGGUAAAAAUACGGAUGUAAGAAAUAAUUUUUGCAGCUAACGCCUCUUCCAAAGCAUCGCCGGACCGCUUCCUUGACGGCAAAACUCCAAAAUGCGGCCGGCCGAACCCCGGAUCAGUCCAAGUCCAACACAAAUCAAAACGAACAGAAUGCCGACAAACCAGCUGUCCAUCGACUUACAAUACAUGAUUUGCGUGGAGCUUGGACCACCGAGAAUCGAGACGCUUGCUUGGCCAUUAUGGAUGGGGUUCAGAAGGCUUACUUAUUGAGGAAAGUCCUCAGUAAUGUCGCCAUGAAGAUGUUUAGUGUAAGUUUUUUUUGGUUUUGGUCAUUGGUGACAGGUUUUGGGAUGAUUUGAAGCUGAGAUUUUAAAUUUUGAACGAAUUGAAAGUUUUCGUGGCGAGACCGAAUUUCGAUUUUUUGAAGAAUUCGGAAUAUUUAGUUGAAUUUUAAAGUUAGAAUAGAAAUAUUGGGCGUUUACAUCUAUGGAGGUUGAGUUUAGCCAAUAAAAUAUUAAUUUUUCAGUUUGAUUCGCCUCAGCAAAAUCAACAAACCAAACAACGUCAAGCCUUUGUUGAGAGAGUGAUGGAGCGUCGAGAAUCAAAAUUGUAAGUUGUUAACUAUGAAAUUAUUUAGUAAUUUUAUUUUGAGUUUGAAUGUAUGUGGUUAUUUCGGACAUAGAGAAACACUUGACUCAAAAUUUUUUUUCUUCGGAUUGAUGAUUUUUGUCGCAUAAUUUUGAAGAAAAAAUUCAGAUUUUAUUGUAAAAUACGAUAGGAACUCGGAAUACGUAAUUUUUUCAGAUCCGAUAUCAAUUCCCCGGAGAAGGCACCAACAACUUCAGAGACCCUAGUGGAAGAUGAAUCCGAAGAGCUGCUGUGGAAACUGAUCAAUGAAGCCGAAACGAAUCUAAUGGCAUACUCCGAGGACACUGUGGAACCGCCCACAAACUCGCUCCUUGGAGUUUCGCUGUGCGCCAUGGAUGAUGUUGUUUUGAACAACUGGCAGGUGGAUCUGCUCAACUCUCAAGUCGUUUUGAAGGGUGAGGACUGUUGAAUUGGAGAUUAUGAUUGGAUUUGGGGGUUUUUGAAUUUAUUUUAGACCAAAUUAGGAGUUUAUUUUGACGAGGGAAACACUUGACUCAAAAAAUUUAGAUAUUUCUUGGCAUUUUUUAAUCAGCGUUAUUUGCUUUUGAAAUGACCUUGAUACUGUCCUGCGUCAUGAUUCAAGCCGGUUUUCAUGGCUUUGAAUAGUAUAGGUAUUUUUUGGGUCAAGUCUUCCUCUCUUUUUUCUGAAAUUUAUUUGAGCCAAAUUGAAAGUUGUGUGUCUGAACACAUGUUUAAUUAUGAAUUUUAGGCCACGAAACGGACAGUUUCAUCCUGUUAUCAGCCUCCCGCGCCUCAAUUACCCAACGGUAUCAUGUCCCGGUCUGGAGAAAUUCCCAGCUUUUAUUGAAGAGGUCGUAUGCCUCGUUUUUGUCCGGAAUGCAAUACUUUGCACCGUUGACUAUCCAGCAGAAUCAGAAAAUCGAUGUUCCACUAUAUAAGAGGUUCCAAUGGCUGACGAGGGAGAUAAUUGAAGAAAAGGACCCGAGGCAGCCCAAUGACAAGAUAAAUAAUUACUCGAGGAGUGGAGAAGCCGUUGGAGGAGUUGUCACUGGUGAGUUAAUGGGGAGUUUGAGUUGUUGAAAAAGUUUUGGUUAUUUUUUGGGAACGUUUGAAGGGUUUUUACAUUAACAAGGGAUCGGCAAAUAGUUGCACCCUGCUUUCUUAACGAAACAUAUACCGUUUGAAAGAGCAUUAAAAAUAGUGUACAACACAAGAAAAAUUAGCUGCCCAAUAUAUGUUUGGGCAAAGUUAUGGCCGUUUUAUGAUAAGGGUUAUAUGCGGCCAAAACGCCGGUUUCUUAUAUUACAGUAAUCCUGGCGGCUUGAAAUUGUCUCCAUUUUCUUACUAGUAUCCCGAAACGUCUAUCACGGUCGUUUUAUCGCUGUAUCAAUCCUUGGUUAUGAGUUAUUAGACAUUAUAAUGUCGCAUUACUGCCAUUUACAAAAAAUUGUAAAUAAAACUAGGUUAAUGGGAAAACUGGAGCAAAAAAACUUUGAAAAUACAUUUGUAUGAUCGUCGUGGCCAUUUACAAACAAAAAUCUCAAAACCAAAAAUUUUUGAUGUCCUAGCCUUACCGACGGUUAGGCCACUGUGUCAGCAAUAGUGUUUGGCCGCUUUUGUAAUUUUCUCUUCGUAUUUUUUUCGAAAAAAUUAUAUUUAUAGGCCCUUGUAAAUUGAAUUAUCGUCCAGUAAUCAUAAUCGGUCAGGCUAAAGGCAUGACACCCUUGUAAUUAUACGAUAGGAAUCCCCACUCUCAUCACCAUCAAAUUUGUGGUGGUAGCAAAAAAAACCAAAAACUCGAAAAAAUCCCGUAAAAAUGUAUUUUGACUGCGAAGGAACAAAAAUUAUUUUAAAAUAUCAACAUACCAUGGUUUUGUGGCAUAUAAGAGACGAAAUGCAAAAAAGUUUGCAGCGCCCGGCUUCGAAACCAGGACCUGUUUCGCCGGAAGUGAGGUCACUACCACUCGGCCAACUGGACACAACUCUGUUGCCGUUCCAAGAGCUUAUAAAGUGACGCAGAAAAUAGGCUAAAAUCUGUAUUUUGGCCAUAACUUUGCCCAAACAUAUAUUGGGCAGCUAAUUUUUUUUGCGCUGUGCACUAUUUUUUAUGCUCUUUUAAAUGAUAUAGGUUUCGUUAAGAAAGCAGGGUGCAACUAUUUGCCGAUCCCUUGUAAGAGAAAGACUUGACCCAUUCUGGGACAAGUCUCCCUCUCAGCGGAAAUGACAGGAUGAAAGCAAAAAUGUACAGGGUGGGCCACUCGAAACUCCCAACCUCUUUUCAGGUAUUUCUCCGCCAAUAAUGCACCAAUUUCUAUAAAAUUUAUAUCAAAUUGAAGCUGAGACACCCCAUUUCUAGUCCACCAAAUAUGGCCCGUCUAACUUCACGUGGGCACCCGCAUUGACCUUUUAAAUUUUCAUUCCAAAUUUUGGAGCCCGAAAUCGGUGAAACUUAGAAAUUUUUUUGGAAUGAUUUUCAAUUGAGUUUCUCGGACUUAGAAAAUUUUUGGAUUACCGGCAAGAAAAAAGUCGACAAAUUCGCGGAAAAAUUUUUAAAACAUUAAAGUUUACGUCCGUACCGAGUGUGUUAAACCCAUAUUUCAACCAGGCGAGGUACCAAUUUGGGCGAAUGAGAACGAAAGCUGUUUUCUCGGGCAAUCUAAGCCUGGAAUGUUUCUAUGCAUCUUUGGGAUGGAUGUCGUCAUGCAUGUAGACUGUUUCGCCCAUUUUUUAACAUUUCGAAAAAUUUCGAACAAUUAAGCCUAUCGCCCCAGAACACGAAAGCAACGCCUUGAAGAGUAAUUUUGACUAUUCCGUUGACUGCCAUCAUUUUUUCUGUUGCUUAUAAGAGUUUUAUUUAGUCAAAGGCGCGAACAUUUUCCAAUUCCAAGAAACUCAACUGGAAAUCGUUCCAAAAAUUUUCUAAGUUUCACCGAUUUCGGGCUCCAAAAUUUGGAAUGAAAAUGUAAAAGCUCAGUGCGGGUGCCUCCGUGAAGUUAGACGCGCCAUAUUUGGUGGACAAGAAAUGGGGUGUCUCAGCUUCAAUUUGAUAUAAAUUUUAUAGAAAUUGGUGCAUCAUUGGCGGAGAAAUACCUAAAAAGAGGUUGGGAGUUUCGAGUGGCCCACCCUGUAUUAUGGAAAAGGGUUUAGAGGUUGAUUGGAGAAGAAAUAAUUGAAUUUUUCGUUUGAUUAUAAUUUUCUUCGCCUUUCCAGCUCCUCUCGAACGCCGUCAAGGAGAAGAUGAAAGUGACUCGAAUUCCCUUCAUUCCACAGUUCAAAUGCAACGAGUAGCAUCGAGGUGCAGUUGUCAAAUGUUCUUCUGUUAUUAUUCGGAUCUCAUCAACAUGGAAAAGUUCGAAGAUUUCGUUGUUCCGCAGAUUACCGAGGAAAAAGAGGCCAAGUUUGGCGAAAGAAGGGAAGAUGUCGAUUGUUUCACAUUGAAGGUAAGUUAAAUUUGGUCUUAAUUGUGCGUUAAUACCGUUUCGAGCAUUUGAGGUUACAAAUUUUUUAUUUUUGAAUUUCCUAAAAUACGAAUUGGGUCAGAGAGAAACACUUGUCCCAAAACAUUUUUUCUUCUUUGGAUCGAUUUUUUUGAAGAAAUUGUGAUGGGUUUGAGUGAUUAGCGUAAUAUUACCACAUUUUCAGCACAAUAUGCUGGAAGUCUGCACGAAUUCCGACCAAUAUCAGGUGAUCUUGGACAUUGUGAACAACUUGGUCCUCUUCGUCGACCCCAAAAAGAAGACCGCGCAAGAGAAACGGCGAAGGUUGUGGUUCAAAUUGGCUAAACUCACAAAGGCGGAGGUUGGCGACACGGUUCAGCACCUUCAAAACGAUCUCCGAGAAGUCGUCGCUCAUAUCCGAGCUCUGGAACGACAAAAUUUCUUCGCGCAACUUCAAUCUGGACAAGUGGCAGAUGCCAGGUGAGAAUUAAAAUUGUUUGGGGUUAGGGGGAGGGGCUGAAGUCCGUAUUUGGCAAAAAUAGGUGAUUUGUGAAUUGAGAGAAAGACUUGACCCAUUUGAUAAAAAAGUUUCGUUUUUAUGGAAAUUCUUGAUGGAUAUGGUAAAAUACGAAGUGUUUGUUUUGUUGGUCUUUUAAAAGCACGAUUUUAACUGUCGUAUUUUAGAAAUUUUAGAUUUUUUCUUGGGGGGAAGACUUGUCUCAAAAUUCGGAUGGCCAAAUUUUUACAUUAUCUUGAACUUGGGGUAAAAUACGGUUUUAUUUUUGACUAUUUAAACUUAAUUUCCAGUUUCCAACAAAUCAACGAAGAACGCCAGCGGCAGAUCGAGAAGUUCAAACAACAUCAGGUCACCCUCAUCGACGAAUUGGCCCUCACGAUCUCGGUUUGCAAAGAAAAGUCGGUCGAAGAACAAACCGCAUUCAAUCGACGACUGAAGGCUCAAAACGAAGAGGUCGAUGAGAAUCGGCGAUGGGAUAACCCGGAGGGAAGUGAGAUCGCCCGGCGGUUCGAGGUCUGCUUUGAAGAUUGUAUUUGGAGGCUGACCGAGGCUGAUGGACAGAUUUCAAUCACUGAAGUGCAGAUCAGAAACUUUUUGUAAGUGAUUUGAUGAAUUUUGGACGAGAGAAACAGUUGACUCAUAUAGUGAAUGUUUGGGUCAAGUGUUUCUCUUUGUAGAAAAAGGUGUUUUGAGUGGAUUUAGAGAGUUCCAAGUAAAAUGUGGUAUGAUAAUGUGAAAUACGUUUUUUUCUUUGAACUUUGGUGACUUAUUUUGGCAAAAGUUUGGAAAUGUCAUCUAAUUUUUUAGGUACAAUCGAACCGCCAGAAUCGACAACUCCGGCGAGCAUUUACUCGAAAUUGGCACUGUAAAAGUCCUUAAUUUACUUCCGAAUUCCAAAUAUCGAGAGACUUUGGCCCGUCUUCCCAAUCCCAAGUCGAAAUCGGAUAGUCAGGACAUUGAUAAAACGCCGGCGAUCCGCGUGAUUUGCCGAGAACUCCCUCCCGUCGGUGGAAUCAGCGUCAAAGAGCACUUCGAAGUGAACAUUGUGCCCAUGCAAGCGCAGAUCACCUACAGGUUCUUCGAGAAAAUGAUGGCCUUCUUUUUCCCCGGAAGACAAAUUGAUAAAGAAGACCAAAAUUUGGAUGUGGAAGAGACAAAUCAUCCGCAACAGGUGAGCGUUCAACGGAUUAGAGGGUAAUUUUGUGAUUUUUAUGCGAUUCGGGGUGAUUUUUACCGAGGGAAACAGUUGACCCAAAAUUGGGAGUUUGGGUCAAGUGUUUCUCUCAGUGGAAAAGUGAUAAAAUAAGGUGGAAAUUAUGUAGAAUAGAGGUAAUAGAGUCAUUUUUGUACUAAUAUUGCUGUCAACACGGUAAUUUGAACUGUUAAUUAGUAGAAAUUUGUUAAAUUUCCCUCGAUUUUCAGAGUUUCUCACUGGCCAAGCGCUUCCGUGGCGCUGUAAACAGCUCGUUCCGAGCAUCUCGCCUAAAUCUGGCAUCCUCGACCGGCUCGGACCAACAGAAAGGACAGAAUGGCGAUGAGAUCGACAAGAUGAAAGAACGGGCGGAGAAAAACAACAUGUUCGUGUAUAUCAUCAUCCCUCCCGUCCCCUUCAUCGUCUCCUACAAAGGAAACAAAGAAAAGAACAUCGAAGACAUUGACCGAUUCAAUCUGACGUUCCCACUCUGCGAAUAUCACAACAAAAAUUGGACCUGGCUGGACCUGUCCUUGGCCAUCAAAAAGAGCUAUCGGAACAUUUUGGUCCAGCAAUUCAUGAAGCAGAAAAUCCUCAGGAAAUCACUACAGACCCAACCGGAACCCGUGGACGAGGAAGAGAAGAAACGAAUCGUUUUGGGCACCACUGACGCGAUCAAUAUCAAAAAGAAGCAUAAAAAGUAA
This is a messenger RNA of Bursaphelenchus xylophilus (pine wood nematode), 13103 nucleotides long. NCBI's taxonomy places the organism in Eukaryota, Metazoa, Nematoda, Chromadorea, Rhabditida, Aphelenchoididae. The record is from the annotation of a GenBank genome assembly.